UCGUACUCUCAUCUAAAGAGCUUAAUACCGACCCGUCGGCAGAAAUAGAAAAAUCAUCCGCGUAAGGUUGUGCAUCGAUUUUUCUCUCUGCGAAGCCCUAAAUAAAAAUAAUCGCAAAGUCAAUAAUUACGCUCUGUGAGUUUUCUGAGGGAAUACAGAUUAUUGAAGUGUAGUGUCUGUUGGGAGAAUAAUGUCAUCUGUAUCGAGUCAGCCGCAAUUCCGUCUUACCCAACCGCCAUCUAAGGUGUUGCAUUUGAGAAACUUGCCAUGGGAGUGCACUGAAGAAGAGUUGGUUGAGCUUGGGAAGCCGUUUGGUAAUGUUGUUAAUACCAAGUGUAAUGUUGGACCGAAUAGAAAUCAAGCUUUCAUUGAAUUUGCGGAUCUGAAUCAAGCUAUUGCGAUGAUAUCGUAUUAUGCAUCAUCCUCAGAGCCUGCUCAAGUUCGAGGGAAGACAGUUUACUUGCAGUAUUCUAAUAGGCAAGAAAUAGUGAACAACAAAACGACAGCUGAUGCUGGUGGAAAUGUGUUGUUGAUUACCAUUGAAGGGGCAGAUGCACGCCUGGUCAGCAUUGAUGUCUUGCACCUGGUAUUUUCUGCCUUUGGGUUUGUUCAUAAGAUUACUACCUUUGAGAAGAUGGAUAGAUUCCAGGCUUUGGUGCAAUUCUCCGAUGUGGAAACUGCCUCUUCUGCGAAAAAUGCCCUGGAUGGAAGAAACAUCCCCAGUUAUCUGCUUCCUGAACAUCUUGGGCCCUGUACUCUUAGGAUCGCAUAUUCUGCUCAUACAGAUUUGAGUGUAAAAUUUCAGAGCCAUCGAAGCAGGGACUACACUAAUCCAAACCUUCCUGUUGCACAAUCAGCUAUAGAUGCAAAUGGAAUGGUAAGAUGCUGUAAUCACACUUCACACUUCAAGAAGUGGCAGUUUGCUAAUUCCAUAUGAAGACAAGCCUUAUGAAUUUUUUUCGUUAAAAAGUACCUGUGAUCAUGCAUUUGGUGUAUUCACAAGGGUUAUAGUGGCUCCAUUUCCUUAUUUUGCCCCAGCCUGCCAUUUGCAUACAGUUGUUUUUUUCAUUAAUGGGUUAAUCAUAUAUUGUGCUGCUCUCUUGACAUUUCUUAACAGAACCCUCUACCAAUUUUUUUUAAUUAAAUUCAGCCUCGUACUCUAGAAAACUAAGAAUUUAGUCUCUAUAACUACCCCUAUCAGUAAUAAUGUUACUUUCUGUUAGUUUGAGAAAGCAAAGCACCUAAAAUAAAAUAUGCAACCAUGAUUAAA
Messenger RNA from Populus euphratica (Euphrates poplar), 1270 nucleotides. Its product is annotated as polypyrimidine tract-binding protein homolog 2-like. NCBI's taxonomy places the organism in Eukaryota, Viridiplantae, Streptophyta, Magnoliopsida, Malpighiales, Salicaceae. The transcript is spliced from 7 exons. Bases 191 to 937 code for a protein of 248 amino acids. Gene Ontology annotation, molecular function: RNA binding. The record is from RefSeq and is a predicted model, not a curated record.